This is a messenger RNA of Andrographis paniculata, 1050 nucleotides long. RefSeq lists its product as uncharacterized. The transcript is spliced from 2 exons. Bases 1 to 1050 code for a protein of 349 amino acids. Lineage: Eukaryota; Viridiplantae; Streptophyta; Magnoliopsida; Lamiales; Acanthaceae. The record is from RefSeq and is a predicted model, not a curated record.
AUGGACAUGGAGCAAAGUAGUUUGAAAUCAUUAAUUAUAUGUUCGUACGAAGGUGAGCAUCAUGUAAUUGGUUUAGAAGAGGGCGCCACGCUGGAGGAUCUUUACCGGAAUCUAUCGAAAAGAUGGAAUAAGGUGAGUGUUGAGGCGGUAAAAGUCCAAUAUAUUGCACCUAUUCAGAAAAGCUACGCGACUUUAUUGUGUGAUGAUAAUGUCGCCAAUAUGUGGAGAAUGCAUAUCUUGUUAAAGGUAAUGGGUGAGGCCGAAUGUUCGGGAUUGAACGAAGAUGGCGCAUGUGGUAUCUUUAUUCCUGACGAAAGUACUAGUCUAAUUGCAAUGCAGAGAUGCAUUGUCGGGGAAGGUCAGACAUUUAAGGGACCGCAAGAGUUUAGAAAGUUAUUGAAGAAUUAUUUUAUUGCUACUCAGAAACAGUUCAAGUACCAAAAGAAUGAUUCGAGCAAAAUUAUUGCGGUGUGCAUCGACAAAGGCUGUGGUUGGCGUGUUUAUGUAUCCUUCCAUGCUCGUGAUGCGCCAUUCAGCAUUCGUAAGUGCAAUUUACAUCACACAUGUACUCUGAAUCUAUUGCAAUCAAGAGAUCAUCCAGCAGCCGAUGCGAACUGGAUUUCUGAAGUCUACAAAGAUAAAAUGCGCUCUAUGCCAGCGUAUAAGGCAUCCGACGUCCGGGAGCAUAUUCAAACAGAUUAUGGGAUUGACGUGAAAUAUCAUAAAGCAUGGCGUGGCAAGGAGAAUGCGAUAAGAGCAAUUAAUAGUGGAGGUAGAGACAGUUUCUCACAACUUCCGUGGUAUUGUCAUGCACUUCGGGAGUCAAAUCCGAGAAGUAUUAUAGAUUGUGAAGUUGAGCAGGCAACCAAACAUUUCCAGCGCCUUUUUGUUUGUUUAGGUGCAUGCCGGAUGGGUUUUUUGAAGGGUUGCAGGCCCCUACUCUUUCUUGAUGGGACGCAUAUACAAAACAAACACAAAGGGUGUUUGCUAAGUGCAAUCGCAGUGGAUGGGGAGGAUGGGAUGUUUACUUUAGCAUUUUCUGCUACGUAA